GCUAGUGCAGAGUUUUCCGGUCAAAGUUGAAAGGUGAAGAAAAGCAGCAGCGCUUGCCUCACGUUAGCCGAAAAUGGCUAAACAUCACCCAGAUUUGAUCUUUUGUAGAAAACAAGCCGGUGUUGCUAUCGGAAGACUCUGUGAAAAAUGUGAUGGAAAAUGUGUCAUCUGUGAUUCCUAUGUGAGGCCAUGCACACUGGUGCGCAUCUGUGAUGAGUGUAACUACGGCUCCUAUCAGGGACGCUGUGUCAUCUGUGGAGGGCCCGGAGUAUCUGAUGCCUACUACUGCAAAGAGUGCACCAUCCAGGAGAAAGAUAGGGACGGCUGUCCGAAGAUUGUGAAUUUGGGCAGCUCCAAGACAGAUUUGUUUUAUGAAAGGAAGAAGUAUGGCUUCAAGAAGAGGUGAAGAUGCUGCAGACCAAUCCAUGUUUUAGUUGUUCAGGAACAUUUUUGGACUUGUCAAUAAAGAUCUCUUUUGUAUUUCUUUCUUUA
Cheilinus undulatus (humphead wrasse) is the source of this 492-nucleotide messenger RNA. RefSeq names its product PHD finger protein 5A (gene phf5a). The coding region runs from base 74 to 406 and encodes 110 amino acids. The record is from RefSeq and is a predicted model, not a curated record. Gene Ontology annotation, cellular component: U12-type spliceosomal complex; catalytic step 2 spliceosome; precatalytic spliceosome. Lineage: Eukaryota; Metazoa; Chordata; Actinopteri; Labriformes; Labridae. Gene Ontology annotation, biological process: mRNA splicing, via spliceosome. The transcript has 4 exons.